AUGCCUGAAGAGAAUGGCAUAAAUAAUCUGGUUGAUGACGGUCAUACUGUUGCCAAUGGGGAUUUACACGAAAAGACAACAGUCAUAUCAAGUGACGAUGAAGAACAAGACCAACAAGAACAAGACAACAAUACAACCUUAGAUUCUGUCGAUGUGCAACCAACAACCGAAACAACAUUUGACGAAACCAGCGACAGCAGCAGUGAUGAUAACGGCGAUGACUCACAAGACGAAGUUGACUCAGAAGACGAAGAUGAAGACGAGCCACCAAAACUCAAAUAUACCCGAUUGAACAAACUCCCACCCAAUUUCCUCACCAAAGACCCCAUAUCCACCGCAACUUUCCAUGAAUCAUAUUUCAUCUUUGCAACCCAUUCCGGAAUAAUCCAUAUCUGUACCCACACCUUCGAGCCCAUCCGAACCUUCAAAGCCCACCGAGCAUCCGUAUUAUGCAUCUAUACCGACGGGACCUAUUUCGCAACCGCUUCAAUGGACGGCACGGUCGUAAUUGGUUCUAUCAAGGAUGAAAAAGAUAUCGUAGCCUAUGAUUUCCAGCGACCCGUGCAUGCAGUUGUGUUAGAUGCGAAUUAUAGCAAGACGAGGAAUUUCAUUAGUGGAGGGAUGAGUGGGCAGGUUGUAUAUUCUAGUAAAGGCUGGUUGGGGAAGCGAUCAGAUACGAUCUUGGAUCAAGGAGGAAAUGGUCCUAUUGUGAGUAUACAACUUGUGGAUGAUGAUUUGUUGUUUUGGAUGAAUGAUAAGGGGAUAAAUGUGUUUUAUUUACCUACUAGACUGAUUAUUUCAGUGUUUGAAAAACCGGAGGAUUCACCUCGGAGUGAUUUAUAUUGGCCACGAGCGAGUCGUCCUGAUCUGAAUCGGUUGUUGAUUGCUUGGGGGAAUUAUAUUUGGUCACUUAAGAUUUCGAUUAAAGUUCCGAAUCCUGAUACCGAUAAACCAGCGGAAUCAUCACGAAUGAGUAAGAUUUUACCGUCGACUGCAAGUAUUACCUUUCGACCCGUACAAGAGAAAGAAGUUGAGAUUGAACAUAUAUUCAAAGUAGAUAGUUUAAUAUGUGGAAUUGCCAGUUUUACCGAUGAUUUAUGGAUGAUUAUGACCUAUGAACCACCCACCAUCCAUUCUGAAACCCAUGAACGAACCUAUCAUAAUCCAGAAUUAAAAUUAAUAAAUUCAAUUAAUGGAGAAGUUGAAUUUGAAGAAGAAUUAGGACUUCGUGAUAUUGCUAAUUUAGGAUUGAAUGAUUUUUUAUUGGGGUCAUAUAUUUCAGAUAUACCACAAUAUUAUAUAAUUAGUGCCAAAGAUGGAGUAAUUGCUCAAGAAUUUCAAAUGAAUGAUAGAUUGAAAUGGUAUUUGGAUCGUGAACAAUAUUUACAAGCUUGGGAAAUUAGUGAACAUUUGGUUCUGCCGAUGAAGAGAUUAUAUUAUGGGAUUCAAUAUGUGGAUAGUUUGAUUAAGGAUGAUGAAUGGGAUAUUGCUUCUGAGUUUUUGUGUAAACUUUUGAAUGUGGCUGGUUUUCAAGUGGAUAAUCAUAGUUUAACCCAGUCGAGUAAGGUGAGUAGCGAAGAUGAGAAUGAUGUGCUGUUGUUAAAGGAGAUUAUAAAGCAAUGGGAAACUUGGGCGGUGAUAUUUCUAAAGAGUGGACAUAUUAAGGAAUUAACUGAUAUUAUUCCACUUUCUCCUGAGAUUGGAUUACCUAGGGUGAUAUAUAAUGAUAUUCUUAAUUAUUGGUUAUUGAAUGAUGUACAAGUUUUCUCGGACUUGAUCCAGAAUUGGGACCAAGAAUUAUAUGAUGUUUCAAGCAUAGAAUCAAAAUUGGAAGAUACUAUAAAUGAGGCCGAAGAAAAGGAUGAUAAUGACGAUAAUACAGAUGUGGAUAUAUUAACUCGAGUCCUUAUUUCAUUAUAUGACGAAACCAUGGAUUCAAUCAAAGCCGUACCCCAUUUAAUCCACCUCAAAGAUCCAAAUAUAAUCACCUACCUAUCCAAAAACCACAUCCUAGUCAAUUUCAUCCAUGACCUUCCGGAAAUGAUUCAGCUCAGAUUUCAAUCUCAAGAAUUACAAACCAUGUCAAUUGACAAGCUAGAAUCAAAACUAGAUGAUAUAAUUUCCAUAUUUGUGAAACAUCGAUUAGAAAUCCCUCCAAAACAAAUCAUUGAAACAUUUUCAAUUGAAUCCGAUUUAUCAUUCAUUAGUUUCUUUUAUUUAGAAAAAUUAGAUAUGAUUGAUAAUUAUCUUUCUGAAGGGUUUGGAAAUGAACGUAUUCAAUUAUAUGCCCAAUAUCGUCGAGAGAAACUUCGACCAUUCCUCAUGAAAUCCACCAAUAACAAUGAUUAUAAUAUCGACGAAGCGAUUGAAAUAUGUGAGAGAAUGGAAUAUAUUGAAGAAUUAGUUUAUUUAUUAGGAAAAAUCGGUGAGAAUAAAAAAGCCCUCGAACUAAUAGUACAACGAUUAGAUGAUCCCAUAAUGGCGAUUGAGUUCGCCAAACAUCAGAAUGAUCGAGAAGCUUGGGGGAUCUUGUUGGAUUAUUCAAUUGAGAAACCAAGGUUUAUAAAAGCGUUAAUUGAGAAUUCGGAUGAGAGUUCAAAUAUGUAUUAUGAUCCAAUUACGAUCCUAAAACGAAUGCCUAAGGAUAUGAAAGUUGAUGGAUUGAAUAAGAGUGUGAUUGAAUUUUCUAAGAAUAAUGAUUUGAAUAUGAUACUUAAUCAGAUUAUUUUGAAGAUUAUCUAUAUGAAAUCGGAAGAGACAUCUAAAUCUUAUAAAUUACAGAAAUUAAAGGGGGUUGAGGUUGAGAUGGAUAGAUUGGAAUUACAGGAAUUGAUUCAGCUGUUUGAAACUAUAGUUGUGUUACAGGAGAAAGAGAAUGAUGUUAAAUUGAUUCAAGAGUGUGAAAUAACUACUGAUUGUGAUAAUAGUUCAUUUAUUAAUUUGAGAAAGAAAUUGAAUCAUUUGAAAGAUUUAAAGAGGAAGUUAUUACCUUAG
Hemisphaericaspora subhashii is the source of this 2994-nucleotide messenger RNA. RefSeq names its product Vps41p (gene VPS41). Gene Ontology annotation, cellular component: late endosome; HOPS complex. Gene Ontology annotation, molecular function: protein binding. Gene Ontology annotation, biological process: cellular response to starvation; vesicle-mediated transport; macroautophagy. The coding region runs from base 1 to 2994 and encodes 997 amino acids. The transcript has a single exon. The record is from RefSeq and is a predicted model, not a curated record. NCBI's taxonomy places the organism in Eukaryota, Fungi, Ascomycota, Pichiomycetes, Serinales, Debaryomycetaceae.